This is a messenger RNA of Vittaforma corneae ATCC 50505, 1572 nucleotides long. RefSeq lists its product as uncharacterized. The transcript has a single exon. The record is from RefSeq and is a predicted model, not a curated record. Lineage: Eukaryota; Fungi; Microsporidia; Nosematidae. The coding region runs from base 1 to 1572 and encodes 523 amino acids.
AUGAAAUUCUUACUGUGCAUUAUCAUCGCAAAAUCAUUUGUCAUAGCGCCAUAUGAGAUUAAUGACUCAUCUAAGAGUCAAGAGAGACUUACAAAUGCCAAUGAAAUGGUUUUUAGCACAACAGGAACGCCACUGGAUUUUACCAUAAAAAACAUUUACACAAAACAUGGAAAAAGAGUUGGAAAGGCAUUGUAUACGGAAAGUGGACGUUUUCUAAGUCUUGAUGGAGAUGAAAUACAUAUGACUCAACUCGUGCCUACCGAGGAUAACGGUACUACCAUUGAUGAAAGAAUAGAUAUAGGAUUAAGUGAUAAUGAUUUUGACGCUCUAAAUACUUCAGUAGAUCUCUUAGAGCUUCAUAACAAAAUUUUUAAUAUUAGCAAACUGGGAAAAUGUCUAGUAAGAAAUUCGAAUAAAAAUCUGUCAGUUGGUUCAUGCAAAUCAAAUCAAGCAAAAUUUAUAUUAAUUGAAUCUGAUAAAGAUAGAAAGAAAAAUGAAAAAACAAUAAAAUCAAAAGAAGAAGAAAAAGGUGGUAAAGAUACAAGCACAAAAACAGAUACUAAUUCAAAGCCAACAAACACAGGAACGCCUGCAAAUACGACUUUUAUUGUUUUAAAUGGCAAAAAUACAUCCGAACUCGACAGUAUUCAAUCGUUGAUUUUAGGAAAUAAAGCUCUACCAUUACAAGUGAGAAGAGAACAUACAGAUUCCAAGCAAAGACAUAAGAAUUCGAAAAGAAGAAAACCACACAGCUCACCUGAUGAAGAAAGUACAGAUUUAAAAAAAGAAAAGGUGGAAUCGCGCAGCAUGUCUGAUGAGGAAUAUUCCCCGCAACUAUCAGAAGAUAAUGAAGUGUCAGACCCCGAUGAUAAUAAAUAUAGAAGACGAAAAACAAGCAAAAAACCACAGUCAAGAAACAUGGGUAUAAAUAAAAACUUACAAACGAAUGAAAAUAAUGUCAAAUCACAUCCACAACCUAUAAUUUUAGUUCCAGUGAAUCAAACUCAACCGUCAGCUAUUCAACCUUCACCCAAUAGUCAAAUCAUGCCGUCAUCAGAAGGUAUCAUACAAAAUCCAUCAUUCUAUUCUCAGCCUUCAAUGAGCCCAAUACCAAAUCAACCAACAAUCAAUCAUACUCCUUCAUAUCCCCCGCAAACUGGUAGUGACUACAAAAAAGAUCUUAACAAUCUCAACAGUUAUACAAGUCCUGCACCAUCAUAUACAUCUCCCUCACAAACCAGCUCAUUCGCACAGCAAUUGCCAUCUGCAUCUCCACAACAGAUAGGUAACAAUCAGCAAUAUUCUAAUUCUAAUACACUACCUAACCAAUAUAUUCAACAACUGUCUAGCUUUUUAGCUAAUGGAAUUCCAGUUAUUCUUGGAAACAACCAAUCUACACAAAGUCCUGGCACUCACAACACCAUUCCAAGUUCUAUUCCUCAAACUGUACCUAACACUACAACACCUGGGGAUACACAAAUGCCUAAGCAACCAGAUUACUCACAAAGCUUACCAAUAGACAUAAAAGGAUUACAGCAGCAGUUGAUGAAUGUUUUAGGAAUGGGGUCAUAA